GUCACAUUUCUAGUUUCAGGAGAUAUCCUUUUUAAAGUAAAGGUUAAAAUUCUCGUUAUUGUUAUAUUUGUUAUUUGCGUGACAUUUUAACGUUUAAAACUUUGUAAUGCGUUAAUUCGUCGAAUAAGCAACUUGCUUUUCAUAUAUUCUAAGAAAAUCCUUUAAUUGCUCUCGAAUUUUUAGAAGUUUUUUUAGAAAAGAGCAAUGUCAGUUGUAAGUCGAAUGGAAUCUUGUUUCGAAAACGUUACGAAAUCAUACCUCAGUUGUUGUGAUCCGAGAGCCUGGAGCUUAUAUGGGGAAUCCCGGACAAAAUAUUUAUUCGACCAAAUUAAAAAUCAAAAAACAAAAUUCUCACGCGCGCGUGGAGGGAGUACUCAGGGAACACGUGAAAGUGUGGAGGAGCCUGUUAUCCGUCUCAGGAGUAAUUCUAGAGAGAAAACUGAAUACCGGAUUGGAGAAAAGGCGAAGAUGGUUGAUAAAAAUACUAAGGAUAAAGCGAAUUUGGAAAACAUAAAAAAAAUCCAGAAUCGUUUACAAUCCGAAGGAAAGGAUAUACGACCAGCCUUAGCACAUGUAUAUUUGCCAGGUGGCGAAAGCCACGCUUUCUUAAGAGGCAGUACGAGCAAAAUAUACGCGACAAUUAUUAGAAUGGAGGAAACUCUAGAAAAGUUAAUCAACAUCAUGAUUACCGUAGCGAAAGCGUACAUAAAUACCGGAAGGAGUUUGAAAUAUACCCUUGAAUCCUUGGAGCACCGGCGAGAAGCUUUGCAAAAGAAAUUAGCAGACACCACCUUUCGACGAUCUCACGAAAAAGUUAAUAACACUUUCCUGUACCUAAACUACGGCAUUAAUGAUGUCAGGAGGAGACUGGGACAACUUCUAAAUUUGAUGGAUUCGACGGAGAUGAGAAAAGCUACUGAACAAUUAUUUGACUUAAUAGAGUAUUACCUUCAGGUUCAAAAGCAAUAUGCAAGGCAACUUGCUAGCUUGGAUAAAACCGGAAACUGGUUGCAUGACCAGAGGGACAGUUUAGAGGAAGAGGUUUUAUUAACUACUACCAUCAACCCUCCCGUUUGUAAGAGUCAAGAGGAACCUGGGAUCCCAACCUCUCUAGGAAACUUUCUGCCUCAGUAUGGCUACAGACCAGUUGACUCGUUUGGUAUUUCUGAUGGUGCAGAUAAACAAGAGUGGCAGGAUAGGAUAACGCAUCCAAUGCACAGAAUGGUAUACGAUGACGAGCAUGACAGUGGUACCAGUUCGGGAUAUUCAUCCCGGCUUAAGUCUUUUCUAAGUCUGACUCGAUUUCUUCAAGUGGCGAACGAGGUAGAGUCAAUCCUAACUAAAUUGUUGUGCUCAUUUGCCUCAAAGCCAUUUCUGUUGGGACUUCCGUGCAUACCAAACUACAGGGAAAAUCGAUCCGGGAAAAGAAGAUCAACAACAAUGCGGAUGGAAUUUGGGCAAAUUCAUGUAUUGAAUGACAAAAUCAUCAAAGAGUGUCAGCACACCGAUGACUUCAUAAACUCCCUUCUGGAAGAGGAAAUUCAUAAAAAUGGACGAAAAUGGACUCAUCAACCGAAUCUAACUUGACAAGUUUGCUCUCUCGCUAAUCGAGCACGGACGCUAUUGCCGUCUUAGAAAUGAUUUCUGUUUCAAUCUUUAAUUUAUUAUUUAUUAUUGCAAAAGUUGAAAGGAAAAGAAAAAUCCGAAACUUUGCUGCAAAAGUCAUUUUCAUGACGGAAUGUGCGAUGUGCUGUGCAAUUUAUCGAGAGAUGUCAUGCCACUGCGAUUUUAUAGAAAAAACUAUGGUGUCAAGAUCAUCCAAGAGGUCUAUUUCUAUA
Messenger RNA from Hermetia illucens (black soldier fly), 1838 nucleotides. RefSeq lists its product as uncharacterized. The record is from RefSeq and is a predicted model, not a curated record. The transcript is spliced from 7 exons. The coding region runs from base 205 to 1587 and encodes 460 amino acids. Lineage: Eukaryota; Metazoa; Arthropoda; Insecta; Diptera; Stratiomyidae.